ACUAUUUUCCUCCCCCAAAAUAAAAUCCCCACAAACCCUAUUCUCAUUUUCUUCGUCUGUCAGCCGCCCUUAGCCCCUCCCCCAGCUCCGCAACAAUCAGAAAUGACAACCCGCUUCAAGAAGAACCGCAAGAAACGCGGCCACGUGAGCGCUGGUCACGGCCGCAUCGGCAAGCAUCGCAAGCACCCGGGAGGUCGCGGAAACGCCGGAGGCAUGCACCACCACAGGAUCCUCUUCGACAAGUACCACCCUGGGUACUUUGGAAAAGUCGGAAUGAGGUACUUCCACAAGCUCCGCAACAAGUUCUACAGCCCCAUCGUCAACAUCGACAAGCUUUGGUCUCUCGUCCCCCAAGACGUGAAGGCAAAGGCCAACAAGGAUGCCGCUCCGAUGAUCGACGUGACGCAGUUCGGGUAUUUUAAGGUCCUGGGGAAGGGUGUGUUGCCCGAGAAUCAACCGAUCGUGGUUAAGGCUAAGUUGGUUUCGAAGACUGCUGAGAAGAAAAUUAAGGAGGCCGGUGGUGCUGUUGUGCUCACCGCCUAGGUUAGUGUUUUUGUUUCUUUUGGAUCUGAAAGACAUUUCUGCUAUAUUAUUAUCUUUCCGUUGUUUGGAGUUAUUUUUGAAAUGAGAUUUUAUAUUAAUAUCCUGAAUUUUGUCUAAUUUUUUAACAUUGGUAUUUGUUUGGUCUAUGAAAAUUUAAUGAAUCUUAUGUGGGGCUGGUCAUGGCUUUCUUCUGUGUUGGAGAAUGAUGAGAUAAAAGAUGCGUUCUCUUGAGCCAUUUUUCCUUGCAAAACCCAAUCUUACGAGUUACUGUUAUGGAUCAAAAUGAAGUCGCCUCUUUAGUCAUCUGUCAUUAAAUUUAAUUAGUAUCAGAUUCAUAUGUCCAGUUGGAGUAAAGGUUUGCGCCCUACUUUAUUGUCAUUACUCAUUAGUGGAUUACUAUCUGAGAAUGGUAUGUUAUCUCUUGUGCUAAUGCACAUUUGA
Molecule: messenger RNA, 984 nt
Organism: Durio zibethinus
Lineage: Eukaryota; Viridiplantae; Streptophyta; Magnoliopsida; Malvales; Malvaceae
Source: RefSeq, a predicted model, not a curated record